Messenger RNA from Synchiropus splendidus (mandarinfish), 4733 nucleotides. It is a transcript of the gene erbb3a, whose product is annotated as erb-b2 receptor tyrosine kinase 3a. Gene Ontology annotation, molecular function: neuregulin receptor activity; ATP binding; protein tyrosine kinase activity. The transcript is spliced from 29 exons. Bases 197 to 4441 code for a protein of 1414 amino acids. NCBI's taxonomy places the organism in Eukaryota, Metazoa, Chordata, Actinopteri, Syngnathiformes, Callionymidae. Gene Ontology annotation, biological process: positive regulation of cell population proliferation; protein phosphorylation; positive regulation of kinase activity. The record is from RefSeq and is a predicted model, not a curated record. Gene Ontology annotation, cellular component: signaling receptor complex; basal plasma membrane.
UCUGUGACACUUCCACCGCACCACGGAUCCACUCCACGGAACCGCCGAGCACGCCAAGCCCCUGGGACUAACACGCGGCGCUUCUGCGGGUCAAAUGGACUCAGAAUCGGUGACGUCACGACCAGGACCGCGUUUCAGCUGGAGGUUUAACAUGGAGAAGUCGAUUUAAAGCGUCGCCACACUGAAGAAGACGAGGAUGAAGGAAACGGAAGCGAGCACGAGGAAGGUGCAGCAGGUGCUGUGCGUGUUGCUGCCCUGCGUGUUUCACCUGUGCGGCGCCCAGACUGAAGGAGUGUGUUUUGGAACCCAGAAUGUUCUGAGCCUGACGGGGAACUCAGACAUCCAGUACCAGCUGAUGAAGGACAAGUACAGUGGCUGUGAGGUGGUGAUGGGAAACCUGGAGAUCACCAUGAUGGAGCACACGCGCAACUUCUCAUUCCUCCAGUCCAUUCGAGAGGUGACAGGCUACAUUCUGCUGGCCGUGAACGAGUUUGAGCGUCUUCCCCUGGACAACCUCCGGGUCAUCCGGGGCACCACCCUCUACGAGGACCAGUACGCUCUGGCCGUGAUGGUCAACUACCAGAAGGAUGGGCAGCAUGGCCUGAAGGAGCUGGGCCUGACUCACCUGACAGAAAUUCUAGAGGGAGGAGUCAAGAUCAUCCAGAACAAGUACCUGAGCUACGCCGGGAAGGUGAACUGGCUGGACAUCGUGAAAGAUGGCUCAGCAGAGAUCAUGAUCGAAGGCAACGGGCCGGACCAGGCGUGUAGUGACGCAUGUGAUGAGCAGCAGUGUUGGGGCCCCGGCAAUGACACCUGCCAGAGACUCACCAAGACCGUGUGCGCGCCGCAGUGCAACAGCCGGUGUUUCGGCCGGAGCCCGAGCCAGUGCUGCCACAUCGAGUGUGCCGGAGGAUGCAUCGGACCGCUGGAUACCGACUGCUUCGCUUGCAGGAACUUCAACAACUCCGGCUCAUGCGUGCCGCAGUGCCCGCAACCUCUCAUCUACAACAAAAACACCUUCAAAAUGGAGCCCAACCCAAAUGCCAAGUACCAGUUUGGAUCCAUGUGUGCCUUCAAAUGCCCCACCAACUUCGUGGUGGACGGCAGCUCCUGUGUGAGCACCUGUCCCGCUGGCAAAAUGGAGGUGGAGAAGAACGGAGCCAAAGAGUGUGAGCCCUGUGGAGGACUGUGCCCCAAAGCGUGCAUCGGCACCGGGACUCAGAACAGAGAGACUGUAGAUGCUUUAAACAUCGACAGUUUCAUCAACUGCACGAAGAUCCAGGGAAGUCUGCACUUCCUGGUGACUGGCAUUAAAGGAGAUGAGUACAACAAAGUGCCGCCCCUUGACCCAGAGAAACUGAAAAUCUUCAGCACUGUUCGGGAGAUCACAGACAUCCUCAGCAUCCAGUCGUGGCCCGAGAGCAUGCACGACCUGUCCGUCUUCUCCAACCUUCAAACCAUUCAGGGCCGGACCCUCAACAGAGGAGCCAAUGGUAAAAGGGGCUACUCUCUGCUCAUCAUGAGGAUUCCGACCUUGACCUCCCUGGGUCUUCGGUCUCUGAAGACGAUAAGCGACGGCACCGUCUACAUCACCAGCAACUCAAAGCUCUGCUACCAGGACACCGUCAACUGGACCCGCAUCGUGAGCACCAGCUCGCGCUCGCAGCGCCGACAGAAGGUCAUCGACGACAAAAACAACCGUCUCCGUGACCAGUGUGUGAAAGACGGACGUGUGUGCGACCCUCUGUGCUCCUCCGAUGGCUGCUGGGGACCGGGGCCGGGUCAGUGCGUGUCCUGCAGGAAGUACAGUCGCUCAGGCACCUGCGUGCCAGACUGCAUGAUCUCAAAUGGGCAGAGGAGAGAGUUUGCUGCUCCCUCUGGAGAGUGCAUGUUCUGCCACCCAGAGUGCAGAGUCCAGGAGGGGAAGAAGACGUGCACUGGCCCGGGUGCAGACAAGUGUGUGGCCUGCGCCAACCUGCAGGACGGACCCCACUGUGUGCCAGCAUGCCCCGAAGGUGUAAUGGGAGGAGAGGGGAUCAUCUUUAAGUACGCCAACAAAAAUGGCCGCUGUGAAUCGUGUCACGCGAAUUGCACUCAAGGAUGCUUCGGCCCGAGAAUUAAAGACUGCGUUGGGGCAUCUAGAUACAUUUCGGGACAAUCAACCACAGCCAUAGUGCUGGGAGUGCUGGCUCUCCUGUUCGCUGGGUUCUCUAUUUUCAUGCUCACCCUUCUGUACCGCCGUGGUCUGGCAAUUCGGAGAAAGCGAGCGAUGAGGAGAUACAUGGCAAGCGGAGAGAGUUUUGAACCCCUGGAUCCCGGAGAAAAAGGACCUAAAGUCCAACCACGGUUCUUAAAACCCACAGAGCUGCGUAAAAUUAAACUACUGGGUAGCGGCAUAUUUGGAUCGGUGCACAAGGGUGUUUGGAUUCCUGAAGGAGACACUGUGAAGCUUCCUGUUGCCAUUAAGACCAUCCACGAUCGCACAGGAAGGCACACCUUCUUUGACCUGACUGAUCAAAUGAUGGCCAUCGGCACCUUGGACCACAUCAAUGUGGUCCGGGUGCUGGGCAUCUGUCCUGGUGCCAGCCUACAGCUGGUCUCUCAGCUGAGCACUCAGGGCUCCCUGCUGGACCACGUCAGGAACCACAAGAACAAACUCCAACCGCAGAGGUUACUGAACUGGUGUGUUCAGAUUGCCAAGGGGAUGUACUACCUGGAGGAGAACAGGAUGGUCCACAGGAACCUGGCAGCCAGAAACGUGCUACUGAAGAACAAUUACACGGCCCAGAUCUCAGACUACGGCAUUGCAGACCUGCUUUACCCGGAUGACAAGAAAUAUGUCUACAAUGAGGUCAAGACCCCCAUCAAGUGGAUGGCCUUGGAAAGCAUCCUGUUCCGCAGAUACACGCAUCAGAGUGACGUCUGGAGUUACGGAGUAACGAUAUGGGAGAUGAUGUCAUAUGGAGCGGAGCCAUACUCCAACAUGAGACCACAGGACGUUCCUGAUCUGUUGGAAAAAGGCGAGCGUCUGUCCCAGCCUCAGAUUUGCACCAUUGAUGUCUAUAUGGUCAUGGUGAAAUGUUGGAUGAUUGAUGAAAAUGUCCGUCCAACGUUUAAGGAGCUGGCGAGUGAAUUUACCAGGAUGGCCAGAGACCCGAACCGUUUCCUGGUCAUUAAAGAGGAUUGCACCCCGUCGGACUCGGCCUCGGACGAACUGGCCCAACGGAGUGUGGACCUGGACGGCCUGGAUGAUCUGGACAUUCAGCUGGAGGAGCAGGUGGAGCAAGUGAUGGUGGAUGGUGUGAACCCAGCCAUCCAUUACAUGACCCCCUCCCGAAGCCUCAGCGGUCUGUCCAAGACAGACGCUCCAAGGUUGGUCGUGACAUCACCUGGCGGGGCUGGGUAUCUACCGAUGACACCGGGAUUUGACAACCCUUCACAGGCCAUGUGGCAGUCUCGUUCUCGACUGGACUCGGCACGGACGGUGUCCGAGAGCUCGGAGGGGGUCGGCACCGGCGUGGAGCAGGAGCUGAGCGAGGAUCCGACCCUGGUGGGAAGCGCAAAACCUCGAUAUCACCGGGAGGACAGCGCGUAUGUCUCGCAGAGAGACAGCAUGUCCGGUGGUACAGAGGAGGAAGAUCAGUACGGCUACGUCCUUCCUGGAGACAGUCCGGAGAGAGAAACGUUGCUCUGUCCACACGGCAGUCCCUGCAGGAUGGACAAAUCACGCUCAGGAGGUCUGUUGGACGACGCGGGAGAGGAGGAGUACGAGUAUAUGAACAGGCAGACUUCAGUCGCGUCAUCCUCAUCGAGAAGCAACAGCCAUCUCACCGACAACGGCUCCUGGUUCCGCAGCAACAGCAAGCGGACGUCUUCCAUGUCGUCACAGGCCACAGCUUCCUCACUGGACGUGCCACCAGCCACCAGGUGCAGUCACAGCUCAGAUUCAGAACAUGCCGAUCAAAAGGUGGAGUACGAAUACAUGGAUAUCAGGUGUGGAGAGAAAGACGACAGCCCUCCUGCACAUGAUCCACCUCCUCCUCCGAAGCCUGCGAGGUCCAGAGUGGAGGAGAUGGAGUCAGAGGAUGAGUAUGUGGAGGACAGUAACUACCAUUACACAAACAGACAGCCGAAGCUGGGGCAAGCUCUUAGGGAGAGGAAAGAGCUGACAGUCGCCGCAAAAGAGGACGGCGAGGCCUAUGAGUACGAAGAUAUGGACGGCUUUGCCUCGACACAGCCUGGAGAUGCCGGGGUUUACCAGAACCUGCAGGACGCUGGUACAGGAGGGAGCUCGGCUGCCCGUCGAGCGGGGUUUGACGCCUACGUCAAAGUCCAGGCUGGAGUUGGACUCAGGGAGUCUGCUGUUGCCGACCGAUCCUUUGACAAUCCAGACUACUGGCACAGUCGGAUUUUCCAGAAGUCCAAACCUGUGUCGACAUAAACAACACUCCACCUUUGCUUAAUGAAGGACCUGCAACAGGACUUGCUAAACAGCAGUUUCAAAUGUAGCCAAAUGUCACUCAUCAAUCGAGCUGAAUGUGUGUAUAGUCUCAGGACGACAAGUCAGGAAGAACUUCAUGGGCAUUCACCCAAUUUAACAGAAGUGGACACGCGACAAGCUAUUUUUGUUUACAUUUUGAUAUGAACAAACAAAACAAAUCUUUUCAUAUCUCGAUGUUCUUGGAUAUAUUGCCUGAUGUGAUGUAACAUACAUUUUAUAUUGAAUUAAAGUA